Messenger RNA from Procambarus clarkii (red swamp crayfish), 7667 nucleotides. The record is from RefSeq and is a predicted model, not a curated record. Lineage: Eukaryota; Metazoa; Arthropoda; Malacostraca; Decapoda; Cambaridae.
CUCGUGCGGGAAUCGAACCCGCGCCACAGAAUUACGAGUCCUGCGCACUAUCCACCAGGCUACGAGGCCCCUAUAAGCAACAUGUAGUUACACUACGAACUAUGUAAACAACUAAUUAUGGUGAUUAGACUGUCCUCGUUCUUCGACCUGGGUGAAACUAUUGAAACCUUACCAUGAUAUAUAUAUAUGGCUCAUAAACCAUCUUUUUCUUUACUUUCCGAAAAUAAUAUUUUUCAAAAUGUAAAUCAUCUGUGGGCAAAUAAAAAAAUGCUGCUUCUGAGUUAUGUUAAUUAAAUUUGGAAUUUAAACUUCAAUAAUAUAUGAAACUAGCACACAUAUAUAUAUAUAUUUUUAAAGUGGUUUAAGAGUAAUAUCAUAAUAUUUUAAUCUGAAACAAUAUUAAUUUUUUUAGGAUUUCUAAUAAGAAAUAUCUUAACAUCUCAAACUUACAUAUUAUUUAUUUAAAAAUAUAUAUAAUGAGAUAUAUCUUAACAUCUCAAUCUUACCUAACAUAUAUUUAAGAAAAAAUAUAUUGAUAUAUGUUUUAUAAUCUCAAAUUUACACAAUAUUAAAAAGAGUUAAUGAUCUCUGAUGAAUUCAAUAUCAUAUUGAAUGCAGUAAAGCAGAUAGUUUGGUACUUAAUGUGGAAUACAUUAAAUUUAGUGUUUAAAAAUAACGCAAUGGUUCCAUCAAAUGAAAGAAGUGGAUCCACAAGAUGAAAUCAUUAGAGCCAUGAGAAGAAAGCAGUCGUAUCAUACAACGAAAGAAGUAGAACCAUGACAUGAGUAUAGCAGUAAAGGAAGCCAUAUAUGUAGAAAAUGAAAGCUGCAGUGUCGUAAAUUCGGUUAUGACAAUGAAUGAAAAAAGAAUGAAAAAAGACCACGAAGGAAGGAAGCCCUUCCCUGAUUCCUAAUGAGAAAAAUAUUUUACCAUAAAAUCUUUUUCGGUGAAUGUAGUAUAUAUAUAUUGCAAAAAAUGAAUUCAUUUCAAAGAAUGAACCAUUAAGAAUGAAGGCAUGAAUCCUCUUUGUAUCACCAUAUUGACAAAAACAAUACCUCGGUGAAUGUGAAUGCAGUGAAUGAAGUGCUUCGGAGAAAGCAAUAGCACAUUGAAUGUUGUGAUACAGUGAAAGAUGGUGGAACAGUGAAACCCAAAGUACAGAGAAGUCAGGGGGUACAAUUAAGGUGUUUGUUAGUGAAAGAAGUGGAAUAAUGAAUGCUCUAAUAGUUCCGACACUAGUCUACUGAAAGCAGUGAUUCAAUGAAAGCAGCGAGAUACAUUUUAUUAAGGAGCAAGAUAGCAAUGGGAGUAUUGCAGUGAAAGAAGUGGUAGAAUGAAGGCAGUGAUGCUUUGAAUUCAGUGUUACAGUGAAAGCAGUGAUUCUUUGCACUCGGUGUUACAGUGAAGGCAGUGGUACAGUGAAAACUAACACGAACUUCAUGAAACCGCCCUUACUGAGAAUUGCAUUACUCCUGUCAGUGUCUCACUCUAUGUUACGGUGAAAUAUAUGUUUGACGUCACUGUUAAUACGUACUGUGUACAGUGAAGGACCUGUAGAACACCUUAAUUAACGAAAUAAUGCAAAAUCUUUCGUUGCAAAUUGCAAACACUCAACACUAUUCAAGAUAUUCUAACCACUGCUUUUCGUGAUUAGCGUAAUAGCUUUCGCGUACCAUGGAGUGAAAGUGUGGAGUGAAUUGAGUGAAACGUUCUGGGAGUGAAAGCCUGAAACAUCGUUAUCAGCUGUGGGCCAAUAGGAUAACAGCAUUGCCAUGACGUCAUUCGUAACAGCGGCUGCUUCGCCAAUGAGGAUUCUCUACGUAUCUUCAGUUUUUAUUUCCUUCCUACGUUCAGGUUCAGCAGUGGGGUUCCAGCGAUUCUUGGUGACUCCAGAGAGUGUAGAGGUGAUGGAAGGAGCAGAUGUCUUCCUCCGCUGCAUUGUGGAGAACCAGCAAGGCAAAGCGCAGUGGACUAAAGAUGGCUUCGCUCUAGGGUUUGAGCGCCAGGUACCUGGGUAUCCUCGCUACAGCUACUCAGGUGACCCGGCACUAGGUCAACAUCACCUGGUGAUCAGUGGUAUCACCAUCACUGAGGACGGAGAGUACCAGUGUCAAGUUGGUCCCACCCAGACCAACCCGCCCAUCUGGGCGGCUGCCAAUGUUACUGUGCUGGUGGCUCCGAGGAGUGUGGAGUUCUCAGGGUGGAGGGACGGGUCAGUAGUGGAGGUGGUGGCUGGCUCCUCCAUCACACUGGAGUGUCUGGUUAAGGACGCUCGGCCAGCACCAACAGUUUGGUGGUACAGAGACGGUCUGCAGUUGGACCAAGGGCUGGUGGAGGAGAGGGUGGAGGCGUCGUCUCUGGUGCGUCGUUGGAGCGUCAGGAGCCGGAUAGCGUUGACGGCGUCGCCAGAGGACGACGGCAAGUUGUUUACUUGUGAGGCAGACCAUCCGGCUCUGAGGGGGAGCUCCGACCCCUUGCUGGCCUCCAUCACCCUCUCCGUCCUCCACCAACCUGGACCGCCCACCAUCAGCGGCUACAAGACAGGAGAAGUCCUCGUAGCAGGAGAGAGAAGGACCCUAGUGUGCCGGGUGUCAGGGGGCAACCCGCGCCCCUGGGUCACGUGGCACCGUCAGGGACUUCUGUUGGAUGACACAACCACCUCAGACGCCGCAGGGGUCAUCAACACCCACCAACUGACAGCCACCGCUGCUGACGACGGCGCCAUCUAUGAGUGUAGAGUCAACAGUGACCUCCUUCAGGAGCCCAUGGUGGCCAAUGUCUCUCUCACUGUGUACUAUGUUCCCUCAUUCGUUAGCCUGAUAGGACCUACGCAGGUGGAAGAAGGGGCGUCCAUCUCUCUUACUUGUGAGACGAGCAAGUCUAAUCCUCCGGUCUCUAUCAUCUGGAGAGUGCAAGGAGAAACAGUUACCGGUGAGCCUGAGACAAUGGUGAGAGUGAGCACAGGAGGAUGGGUCACCACUUCACAACUCACUCACCACAAGGUCAGGUCACGUAAGGUCACGGAGGUGGUGGUGGAGUGCCGUGCCCUCAACCCGGCUAUAGAGCAGAUAGUCUCCAAGACCCGAAUCGUCGCUAUUACCAAACCCGCCGGACCGCCUAGAUUCGAGGGUGACCUUGAACGGAACUUCCUCGCUGGAACGACCCUUGACCUUGUCUGCUCCAGCAUUGGAGGUCAUCCACCUCCCACAAUCAGGAUCUACAAGGAAGAGGAGGAGGUGCCGACGGAGGUGACAAGGGAGUUGAAUGUUACGCGUGGAAGGGGUUCGGUGGGACUGACGCCGGCGGAUAAUGGCGCCAGAGUGACCUGUGAAGUCGCUAAUGCUGGUAGCACUAGUGCCCCACUAACAGCCUCCGCCAGGCUUGUUGUUCGCUUUGCUCCGUGGGAGGUGUCAGGCUCCGUCACCCCCACCACAGUAGAGGAAGGAGCCAUAGUGAGGCUCUCCUGUGAGUCCUCCUCCAGCCUCCCGCCCUCCAACAUCACCUGGAGGUCUGAGGACGUCACCCUAAACGGUGCUACCAUUACCAACGCCCAGGGGGCCUUCGGAGGCACCAGCACUAGGUCUGAGGUGCAGGUGAGGACAACGGCAGGGCACAACGGCAGGAAGUUCGUGUGUGAAGCUAGCAACGGGCUUGGACCUCCCGUUCACACUACACUCACCACUCAUGUUCUUCACCCUCCUGUGUGGUUGUCGCGGCCGCCGCCAGAGGUCGACGUGUACGAGGGCGCUGACCUGAUAGUGUCUGCCUCAGCUGCUGCCAACCCCGGACCUCUAAGAUACUGGUGGCGACGCGGUGAGGAGACGCUAAUGGGGACGGGCCAGGAGUUACAACUCGGCAGAAUUAGCCGUCAUAAUACCGGCCAUUACUCCGUCAGCGCCUAUAGCCAGCGAGGAGCAGUUAAUGCUUCUUUUUAUCUCAAUGUCCAAUACGGACCGGAAAAGGUGGAAUCGAGUGAUCGCGUGAGUGUGGAAGAGAAUGGAAGGGUGAGCAUCCAGUGUUCUGCCAGUGGUAACCCUGUUCCACAUCUCACAUGGACCAGAGAACCAAGCAACACCCACAACAGUUCUGGGGCGCCCCUGGCCUCGGGCGUGGGCGUGGCGAGGCUGGUGAUGGAGUCAGCGAGACGGGCGGACACGGGCGUGUAUCUGUGUCACGCCCGUAACGUCGUGGGGUCAGCGCCCCCUACCAGGACUUACGUGGUGGUGGCCCAGAAGGUGACAGCAGCCACUGAUGUCCAAGGAUUGCGAGGAUCGUGGGCGGCUGUGGGCGGGAUUGGGCGGCUGGUGUGUCACGUAAGGGCCGCCCCUCCGCCCACAUUCGUCUGGAGUAGCCAGAGUGGACUCAUCCUCCUCAAUAGUGACAAAUACACUAUCCACGAGCCUCAGCUGGUGGACGGGUUGGUGCUAUGGUCGUCUGUGUUGGAGGUGAAAAACAUUAACACACAGGACUACACCCUCUACCGGUGUCACGCCCACAACGCCCACGGCUCCGACUCGGUGGUAGUGGCCCUCAACCCGCCCUCACGCCCACACCCACCUGUCAACUUUACCAUAAACAAGAUGGUAGGAGGGGAGGUGUGGGUGUCAUGGGCACCUAACCUUGAGGGCGGCGCCCCUAGCGGCUACACCCUGAGGUAUAGGCCAGCCGGGUCUUCUGUGUAUCAAUACGUGGAGGUGUCUGGAGGAGGGACGACGACGGCCAGGGUGACGGGACUGGCACCGGCUACGGAGUACACAGCCGCCAUUCAGGCCACCAACGACCACGGCAGAUCCCACUUCGUGUCCCUCUCCUUCUUCACUUUGCUUGGAAAAACCGACGGUCCGACUAGUCUCCAAGGCCUGGCAGGCGCCACUAGCAAGCUGCCGACGGGGACCUUAGCGGCCAAACCUGCCGAAGGCGCUGACAAUCUCAGUGACGAGGAUAGGGAUGAGGAUGGUGGUUCCAGGGUGCCUCGUCUCAUCCUCCUUAUUAUGACCCUCACGGGCGCGGCUCUCCUAGCCCUCAACAUCUCCAUCAUCGCUUGUUUCGUCAGACGAAGGGCUAUGAACAGGCACCCUUCUGGGGCGUCCUCAUCCAAGACGGCUUCACUGGGGACCUUCGGAGUCACACCAGCUUCUACUCCGGGCGUCCACCCUAGCGAAGUCUUCCUCUCCCUCAAUACCAUGUCCUCCAACGACCCUUCUCUCUCACCCUCAGAGUAUCAGAACGGCGAGAGACCGCAUCACGCAGGCGAUGAAGCUGUACAACGCCCCGUCGAAGCUGACUCUCCGUCGUCCAACAGAACCGCGUCGCCUGCGGAGGCCGAAGCGUCGCAUUUCGAUCACGACUUGGUCAAUUUCCCCACCGAGCCGGAUGUGUGUUCUUUAGGGUCGAGUGUGUACGACAAUGUUCCUCCAGAUGGCCCUCGGAGGAGGAGGACGAGUUCCGACACCUAUCCGGCCGACGACCAGUUCUCUCUCUGCUCCGACCGCAGCACCAACUCCCACCACGUCUAUUCCCAAGGCUUCCUCCGUCCAUUGUCCUCACUGGGAGGCGUUCAGCAGCCGCAGCAGGCGACGCCGCAGCUGAUUCAAGACACUCUCCACGCCCUCCCACGCCACUCCCAGCAACAACACCUGCUUCGUUUGGCCCAGGCACAGCAACUGUUCCUGCAUACACCUCAACAACACCUCCACAACUUGCAAAUAUCACAAUACCACAAUAAUGCACAACCACGACACCACAGCCCGCGGGAAACACGGCAGUACAAUCCACAAUCGUCCGAAGAGCAAAAAUAUAGCCCACAACGAACGCAACAUCAGAAUAACAAGCCAUUGCAACAGCAUAAUCAACAAGGAACACAGAAUUCACAAUCACCGGAGGAACACCAGCAUCCACAAAGCCAGCAUCAGCUUCCAGCAUCACACGAGCGAGAGUUGCAGCUCACAUCACAUCUGCAACAGCCACGAAGGCGGUCAUUGCAAAAUCCAACCCAUAUGCGUUCACAAUCGUGCCAUAUAAAGCAGCAAACGGACCCGAACGCACAGCCGCAGCAACUGCAUCCGGGCGAACAGUCCCCCAAACAGCGUAGCUCGCCAGAGUCGCAAACACGUUCACAGCAACACCUAAAGCAAACACGCUCUCACCAAACACACUCACGAAAAUCCCAACCACACACACAGUCUCCACUCCAACAGACACCACGAUCACAUUCCUCCAAAGAACAGUCGCCACAGACGUUGCUACCGCAAGCAAAUUUCCAAAAGCUGCCUUCGGAAGCGUUGACUGAGCCCCCAGCUUACUCCAACCUAAAUCCUACUGAUUUGUUCUCUUUCAAACCAGAUAAUUAUCACGUGGACUACAGACAAUCGCUUUCAAAAGGAGGCGGCCCUGCCGGCUACAGCACCCUUGGCACCCGACGUCGUCGCCAAACUCCCACGCACUUCGCAACGCUCCAGAGACCUCGGUCAUCCAGGACGCAGACGAAGCAAAACACCAAUAGUAAAUCCCAUGUUCCGGACGAGCCAUGUCCCCCCGAUACCUUCCAGAUGACGCCCUUCCGGUUCGAGAUCGAGGAGACCUUCUGUCCCUCCAGCGGUGUCCCAUCGCAGCAAGAGAACAGUGGGUCUUCAGGCUAUAGCAGCAGUCCACCCCACGACACGGGCCCCAGUGCUCAGGAGCCAGACCAAAGGGCCACAAUUCCUCAGAAUCAAAAAGAUACCGUUGAGGCUAAUAGUCCGAUGGAUAAUCCUCGUGUCUUCGAAGACAUCACUUCGACUAACGCUUCGAAAGGACACAUAGCAGCUUCACGUAUCCAAGCUUCACUGGAACAUGAAGCUGACACACAAGAUACAUCAAGGAAACCUUGCGAACACAACAACACAGCGCCUCAGAACGACAGAUAAACACCACGUAGCAACACAUUAUUUUUUUGCAACGGCAGGCAACAAAAUUUUUGUGUUAUAUGAAUCAAAAAUAUUUUUGUUAACAUUGUUUGCUGGCGCCCCCCUGUGUAUUAUGCACUUAAUUAUAAAAAAUGUGACCUAACUGUGAUAAUAUACACUGACUUGAGUUGCCAAAAAAAUUUUUGCACAAAUUUGAGCAAUCGAAUACAAAAAUUAUGAACACGUGCAGACUUUGUUGACAAGUGUGAAUAUUCUAACCUUCAGUGUGUCAGACCACCAGGCAAGGAAGAGUGUCAUAAAAUGAUAAGAAGUGUGUCAUAAAAUGAUAAGAAGUGUGUCAUAAAAUGAUAAGAAGUGUGUCAUAAAAUGAUAAGAAGUGUGUCAUAAAAUGAUAAGAAGUGUCAUAAAAUGAUAAGUGUGUCAUGAUCAAGGUCAAGAAGUGUGUCAAGAGGAACGUCAAGACCUUCACCAUAUCAUCAGCUAUUAUCUUUAAACAAAGAGUGAACUGACCUUAGAGAAACCAAUCGUGUUUAUUACGUAAAGCUUGGUCCAGUUCUCUUCUUUCCUUGCCCCCGCCGCCCACAAAGCUGUAGGUAUCGCUCUAAGCUCCUACGCUUACUUGGUGUAUAACUCUUCAUAUAUACAUAUAUACAUGUAAGCAUAUAAAAUGUAUAUAGGUGUGUAAAGGAGGAUUGUAUGUGUAAGUUCUUUUGACCUUUUGAGUGAAUAUAUGAGAGGAGUAUUUUGCUGUUCAAGAUUUAA